AUGGAUGGGAAAUGCCCAGGAUGCUGUGAAGUUAUCCCCGUCAUUAGUCAUGUGCAGACAGUAGUUCUGUGUGUUGGCUGCUCCACUGUCCUCUGUCAGCCUGCAGGAGGCAAAGCACGGCGUUCAAAAGGAUGCUCCUUCGGAAGGAAGCAGCACCCUGAAUCAAGAUACAGUGGUGAACCAUCCCCCAAAACACAGUUUGAAUAA
Molecule: messenger RNA, 207 nt
Organism: Phyllostomus hastatus (greater spear-nosed bat)
Lineage: Eukaryota; Metazoa; Chordata; Mammalia; Chiroptera; Phyllostomidae
Product: 40S ribosomal protein S27-like
Exons: 1
Coding region: 1-207 (68 amino acids)
Biological process (GO): ribosomal small subunit assembly; translation
Cellular component (GO): ribosome; cytosolic small ribosomal subunit
Molecular function (GO): RNA binding; structural constituent of ribosome
Source: RefSeq, a predicted model, not a curated record